Molecule: messenger RNA, 642 nt
Organism: Staurois parvus
Lineage: Eukaryota; Metazoa; Chordata; Amphibia; Anura; Ranidae
Source: the annotation of a GenBank genome assembly
AUAGGGCCCCCUACUGACCCCGGGCCCUCGGGCAGUGCCCGAGUUUCCAAAUGGUCAGUCUGCCCCUGCUUCAGCAUGUAUAUCCAUCACCCUACCCCUUGCAUUCUCCUACAGCAUAUACACAGCUAUACACUUCUGGCAAAGUUGCGUGGAUGUGUCUCCCCACUGAGGUUCCAUCUAACAACCCCUAUGUCACCCCUAUGUCACUGCUGUGCCCUAACAAUGGAUCACCAAUCAACGGAAAGAGCUGAAGAUGUCGGCUCGGUCAUGUUAUCAGCUGUGUCCAAUCACAGCUGAUCGCAUGUAAAUAGGGAAAUGCCGGUUAUCGGCAUUUCUGUCCUCAUGAGCUGUCACGGUGACAGAGGAGAGGAGAGCCGGUAAUCGGCAUCCCUCAAAGGGGACAUGUACACUGAUCAUCAGGGCACUGAUGAUCAGUGUGCCCUGAUGAUCUGUGUAGCCCCAGCAGUGCCACCUGUCAGUGUCCAUCAGUGCCAGCUGUCAGUGCUCAUCCAUGCCACCUGCCAGUGCCCAUCAAUGCCACAUUUCAGUGCCUACCAGUGCACAUCAAUGCCACAUAUCAGUGCCCAUCUGAGCUGCCUUUCAGUGUCACCCAUCAGUGCCAGUCAGUACCACCUAUCAGUG